AUGCAGAUUUUGGCAACCGGCUUUUGGCGGCCGUGGUGGUGUGAGAGUGAGGUGGAAAGCGUAUGCGAAAGGGAGAUGGACUAUAGGGUACCCAAGUUCCAUACCCCGGCCUGCGACGAUGGCUGGCAACCUUGGGAGCGUAGUGGGGCUUGCUAUAAGCUAACCAAAAAACUCGACAACACGGCAGCCGAAGAAGAGUGCAAAAAGAUGGGCGGCAAUUUGACGUCAAUCCUGUCGCCGAUGGAAAAUGAAUACAUUAUUGAAUUCGUCCAGCUCUUCCCGUGGGCCAACGACACAUUUUGGAUCGGCGGGAAAAGGGAUAGAUCCGGAAAUUACAAAUGGCCAACCGGGGACGCGAUCGACAUGUUCUUCUGGUCACACGACGAUUUUGAGGAUAAACAGAACAAAGGGAAUUGCAUAAAGGUAGCCUACAAAACCUACGAUUGGACGAUUCAUCGGUGGGUUGACGCGGAUUGUGAUGAGGUGAUGACGGCGGUUUGCAAAAAGCCGCAAGACCCGGAAGCACCGCCUCGUCCGGAAGGAGAGUACAACGGCUGCGAGAAGGGCUGGCAACCCGCCGACGGAUCCAAGAGUUGCUUCAUGUUCCUUCACAACCUAACCUUCGACGCGGCCGAAAAAUCUUGCAAAGCCCUUGGCGCGAGCAUGGCGUCUGUAGCGAAUGAGCGCGACAAUAGGGAGUUGUUAGAAGCCGGUAUCAGGAAUGGUUUCGGGAGAAAUUCGGCAUACUUGCUUGGGGUUAAGAAGAUACCACGGCCACCACCUUCAGGUCCAGCGCAGACGACACAGACUACAACAACCACAGCCACAACUACUACUACUACUACUACCACUACUACAAAAGCAACAACAACACCAAAACCGACAACGCCAACUACGACAACUACCACUACAGUUCCGACGACCACAACAACUGUUAUUUAUAAGGAUGGCUGCCCACUCGACUGGAAACGAGGAAGUGGCACAGAAAAGUGCUAUAAGAUCGUAAUCGGCGGGAACCUGCAACAAACGACCGAUAGGUGCAAAUUAGUUGGUGGUGAAAUGGUCUCAAUUUAUAAUGCCGCGGAAAAUCGGGUCCUACACGAUCAUUGGCGUGCUGAAUCGUCGGCUGGGGCCCAGUUUAUGCUGGGUGCCAAACGGGCAGCAAACAGGAUUGUGUCCUGUACUGGGUGG
Mesorhabditis spiculigera is the source of this 1191-nucleotide messenger RNA. The record is from the annotation of a GenBank genome assembly. Lineage: Eukaryota; Metazoa; Nematoda; Chromadorea; Rhabditida; Rhabditidae.